This is a messenger RNA of Hermetia illucens (black soldier fly), 1730 nucleotides long. Its product is annotated as arrestin domain-containing protein 2-like. Lineage: Eukaryota; Metazoa; Arthropoda; Insecta; Diptera; Stratiomyidae. Gene Ontology annotation, cellular component: cytoplasm. The transcript has 4 exons. The record is from RefSeq and is a predicted model, not a curated record. Gene Ontology annotation, biological process: protein transport. Bases 255 to 1334 code for a protein of 359 amino acids.
AAUGUGCUCGUGCUUUGACAAUUAGUUAUUAAUCGAGGCAGCAGAUUACAAUUAGCGAUUAAGCCUUAUCGCACUGAAACGUACCAACAUUUUGGGGUGAAAUUGCACUGCCAAAAAGUACGAUCAGUUUCCAAUGAAACGCUCAAACGAUAAUCGAUUAGUUCGUUAGUUCGCGUCUUGGAAGAAACUAGCCAGUGUUUUGCAUACGACAUAGUGAAAAUAGAAGAAAUUCAAGAAGUUUUCGGGUCGAAAGAAUGCCGCCGGUAAUCAAUGUUAAAUUUGACCAGCACGACCACCGGGUGUACUGCAGUGGGGAGACGUUAUCAGGAAGGGUCGAAGUUUCAUGUACCAAGGCCACAUUGAUUCGAAGUAUUUCAAUUCAAGUUCUAGGAUUUGCCAAAACAUUCUGGGACAGAACUAUUGUCUGUUCUUGUAAAUUAAAUUGCAUCAAAAGAGAUCAUUCAACCUAUUAUGACCAUUCCGGCCGCGAAGAGUAUAUGUCAAAACACAUCUAUUUGUUGGGUUCGCCAGAUGCUACUCCAGUCGAAUUUUGUUCGGGCCUUCAUAAAUAUGAAUUUUCAUUUGAUUUGUCACCAACAUUACCAUCAUCCUUCGAAGGAACUUGUGGUUAUAUUCGCUACUUGGCAAAAGUAGCGAUUGAUCGUCCAAACACAAGUAUUCUGACAACAGUCGAAAAGUUUGCAAUAAUAAACGCAUUCGAUUUGAACAAAGACUCACCAGUUCUCAAGCUUCGUGCAGAUGUUGAAACCGUGUACGAGCCAGGAUGCCUUUGUUGCUCAUCAAAGCCAUUCCAGCUAAAAGCAAGCGUGCCUCAAACCGGAUUAAUCGCUGGACAGAUUAUACCCGUUCGAACCGAAAUUAACAAUGCCAGUAACCUUGACGUCCGAGAUGUGCGAUUCUAUUUACGGAAAAUAAUCACAUAUUACUCUAACAAGCGGAAACGAAAGAGCAGUAAAACUGAUAUAGUAGAGUUGGUCAGCGUAUCGUGCGCCUAUAUGGUCCGAAAAGGGUGCAAUAAGUUUGAGGAGUUCCUCGCCGUUCCUAAAACGCAAAGUUCCACAAAGGAUAUGAAUUUAGGUUUAAUACAAAUUAGUUAUGACAUUAAAGUUGAAGUUGUGCUUCAUAUGUGGCGUAAAAAUCCUUUUGUGGUAUUGCCAAUCACUAUUGGAACAGUCGCUCUGAAAGAUGUUGUGCAAAAUGAAGUCACUUUUGACAAGAACAGUAAAAAUUAUGGUGCAGACGAACUUGAGCCUUUGAAUGGAAAAGCAUUCGGUGACAAUGAAGAUGUGUACAUUGAAUUUAUUGAUGAAUAACGGGCGAAGUUAACUUUGAAACUUUAUCGGCUGGAAUGGAAUUCAAUAUAACUCACUUCUCAGGUAACUUAGGGAAGGAUGACAGGAAACUAACAUGACCCAUGGCCUCCGUUAAAUUUAUAUUAAAUAUAAAUCUUACGUUUUGGAUAUAAAAAUUAUUUAUAUAUUUAUGCAUAAAACGCAAAUAUCCUCAUCAGGAAAAAUGAGACCUUGAACGAUCUGCAUAACUUAUUUACUAAAAUCUCUACUGUUCAGUCAGUCAAAUUGAUUGAUUAAAGUCGACCAACUAGUCCCAAUAGGACCACAAUUGAUUUUUUUGGUUUACAGAUUUUUAUAUUGUAAAAUGCAUAGUUGUUGGAAUGGAGGUUAAAGCUAUAAGAAUUAAAACGUUAGCUA